Bombyx mandarina (wild silkworm) is the source of this 322-nucleotide messenger RNA. RefSeq lists its product as uncharacterized. Gene Ontology annotation, cellular component: mitochondrial intermembrane space. The record is from RefSeq and is a predicted model, not a curated record. NCBI's taxonomy places the organism in Eukaryota, Metazoa, Arthropoda, Insecta, Lepidoptera, Bombycidae. Gene Ontology annotation, biological process: mitochondrial respiratory chain complex IV assembly.
UUCUCAGCUGAUUUGUUUUAAGGUUAUGUUCUUGUUGUGCUAUAGUUUGACCAAAAAAAUUAAUAUUGCCAAUAAAACGUAUUUCCUACAAAAAUAUGACUAUAAAACCUCGAGAACAAAUCGGCAGUGAUGAUGAUCCCGUGGAAGGCAUGCUGAAAAAAACUGGCUGUCUGGAACUACACUAUAAAGUGCAGGAAUGCAUCGCCGAAACGAAAGACUGGAGAAAGUGUCAAACCGCAGUUAAUAAUUUCAGAGAUUGUAUCAACAAACAUAAACAGGAAGAAAUAAAUAAAAAUAAACAUUAAAUCAUGAUACGAUCGAA